ACUCCUCAGUAUCACACUCACACUCACUCUUCGCGACGAAACCCUAAUUUCUCUCACUCUCUUUCCUUUUCCGACGACAAUGGCCGCCAGCAUCGACAUGUCCCUCGACGACAUCAUCAAGCAGUCCACCGCCGCAGCUUCUCGCCGCCGAUUCACGGCCAGGACAACGCCGUAUCCCAUUCCGCCGGCACGGCCACACAGGAUGAUUUCGGAAAUGGCUUUCCACGACGACGGCGCGGCGUUGAUCGAAAGCGGCACCAAACUCUAUGUGUCGAACUUGGAUCGAGGAGUUUCCAACGACGAUAUCAAGCUGCUGUUCUCGGAAGAGGGUGAAUUGAAAAGAUACACCAUUCAUUAUGACGAGAGUGGGAGAUCAAAGGGAACAGCAGAAGUUGUGUUCGUGAGGUAUUCUGAUGCUUUAGCAGCCAUCAAGAAAUACAACAAUAUGAGGCUUGAUGGAAAACCAUUGCAAAUUGAGCUUGUUGGAACAAGUUCAGUUACUCCUGCGGUUGCACCAUCAUAUCAAAAUAGCUUCCUCGGAAGACCAAAUGAUGUUCUUGUAAGCAAACAAGGAAGGGUUGGAGGUAGCAUGUUCCACAAUGGUUUUUCACGGGGGGCCCUUCCAAGGGGGCGUGGAGAAGAGAAGGACCAUAUUCGAGAGUUAUCUUUUAGAGGUUUUGAUCAUGCAUUGGAGAAGUCUCAUCGCCUUCCGAGAGGCUACACAAAAGUAAAGAGAAAUAUUGGGAAGGUGUCUGUUAAAGAUCUUGAUGAUGAAUUGGAGAAAUAUCAUUCCGAGGCUAAGCAGAUAAAAAAGAAAAUGGAAAGUGAGUGAGAUCAUGACUGAUGCUAUAAUAACUCAUUUGAGUAAAUAGUUCAGAAAAACGUUGGAUAUAACAUAAUGGCAAUGUCUGGGGUUCGGAUUUCUAAUUUUUGUUGCCAAGUUUUACCUACACUGUAUAUAUAUUAGUCUUCUAUUUUGCUAUUUGUACAUUUUAGUUAUGGGUCAGCUUGGAUUGGUUCUGAAUGAAAAUAGAAUUCAAACAAAUGAAAAUUUA
This is a messenger RNA of Cajanus cajan (pigeon pea), 1055 nucleotides long. Its product is annotated as THO complex subunit 4B. Lineage: Eukaryota; Viridiplantae; Streptophyta; Magnoliopsida; Fabales; Fabaceae. The record is from RefSeq and is a predicted model, not a curated record. Gene Ontology annotation, biological process: mRNA export from nucleus. Gene Ontology annotation, molecular function: mRNA binding. Gene Ontology annotation, cellular component: nucleus.